Lycium ferocissimum is the source of this 789-nucleotide messenger RNA. RefSeq lists its product as uncharacterized. The coding region runs from base 1 to 789 and encodes 262 amino acids. The transcript has 3 exons. Lineage: Eukaryota; Viridiplantae; Streptophyta; Magnoliopsida; Solanales; Solanaceae. The record is from RefSeq and is a predicted model, not a curated record.
AUGUUACCAAAGGUAGAGGCUGCUCAGCAACUGACAGAUCUCAGGCCAAUAAGUUUGUGCAAUGUCUCUAGCAAAAUUCUGUGUAAGAUUUUGAAUGCUAGAUUGGCUAGGUUUUUACCAAAGAUCAUCUCCAACAAUCAGUCAAGCUUCAUUAAAGGUAGAAUGAUAUCUGAAAACAUUCUAUUAUCACAAGAAAUUAUCAGAGAUAUUCACAAACCUAAGAAGGGAGAAAAUGUGGUGAUGAAGUUGGAUAUGGCCAAGGCAUAUGAUAGGGUAGCCUGGCCACAUUUGUAUAAACUAAUGAGAAGGCUGAGGUUCUCAGAAGGUUGGAGCAGAAGGGGUUAUAAGGGCUUCUAUAUGGCAGAACAUGGACCACAAAUCAAUCAUCUUACCUUUGCAGAUGAUAUGAUCAUAUUCAUGAGUAGGCACAAGAAAAGCAUCAGGUUGAUCAUGAAGACUUUAGCCACAUAUGAAGCAACAUCUGGGCAAAAGAUAAACAAAACUAAGAGUUGCUUUAUGGUUGCAUCAGGGGUUCCAGUUUGGAUGAAGCACAGAAUAUCCAGGAGCAUUAUUCAAACUGAUGGAAGAAGAAGCCCACAAGUAGAUGUCAGAUUGAGAAAGAUGAUAGAAGGUGGGAUAGGGCAAGUAUUAAGGGAUGUGGAAUUACUAGAAGAAGUGGAAAGCAUACUACACCAGCAACAGCUAAUAGUGUCACAUGGGGUGCAAGAAAAAGCAAUAUGGAAAGCAACCAGCUCUGGUUCCUUUUCUGUUGCAUCAGUAUGGCAAUAG